This is a messenger RNA of Melanaphis sacchari, 5027 nucleotides long. Its product is annotated as puratrophin-1-like. Lineage: Eukaryota; Metazoa; Arthropoda; Insecta; Hemiptera; Aphididae. The record is from RefSeq and is a predicted model, not a curated record. Gene Ontology annotation, molecular function: guanyl-nucleotide exchange factor activity. The transcript has 21 exons. Bases 633 to 4757 code for a protein of 1374 amino acids.
CAGUCGCGCGCACAGGUAUCACAGUCGGUCGUCGGACGGUUAGGUGCGUCGCGUCGCGUAUUUUCGUUCCGCGAUUUUUCGACAAACCCAUAGUGGUACCAAUACGAUAAUAAUUUACCUAAUAAAAACAUCGUGCGCUCGAUCGCCUCGUAAAAACGUUAUCGAGAAUCGGGCGACAGCAAUUAUUAUUAAUAGCAGAAUAAUCGCCUGCCUCCAAACACGAAACUCGCACCUGUCCGCGGGGCUCGGUUUGUUCGCCGGGCACGUCGUCCGUUCGAGUCGUUUUUCGGUUCGGUUCGUGUGGUUUUCGACAGCAACGCGCGGCGUCCGUGUGAUCCGCGCGGUCGACAGCGAGCGGAUAAUGCGAUAUCGUCGUCAAUAAUUAUUAUUAAUCGCGUGGGCAAAACGUAAGUGAGUGCGUACAGUACGGGCGAGGACCGGCGCGACUCUGCCCAGAACAUGACGCGUAUCGUUAACAGUACCUGGGUGUAGGUAGACGAACUAGACAAAGAAACGCCGCAGAAAUGUGAUCGGGCGCGGGCGCAUCGUUUCGCCUUUUCCGCCGUGUACAUUCGCGCUGCAAUCAUAGUACCAGGUACUUAUAUUAUUAACACGUUAUAUGGAUCAUUGCGAUGGCCUAUGUCGUAUGGCGAGUGUUGCGGAAGAAGUAUCUCAAAGUCAGAAGCGGAGUCACUCUGAACGGUUUGAUGGAUCCUCAACAAAAAGUAUUUACUGUUCAACAACUUGUCGACGAGUUUAUUGGACCAUACUAUGUGAAUUAUAGCGAAACACGUGCAGUUCUUGUGAGGCAAGCAAAACAACUGUUGACAAACGUAUACCAAGAUGAUGUCGCUAACUUUCAUGGAUGUUUUUGUGUGCCAGUCAGCGAAAUUCUCAAAAAAGUUGUAGAAACGUUCAGAAAAUAUCAGUGUUGCGACGUUUGGGCAGGGUGGCCGCUUAGCCACGGCCAGCGUGGCGUGCUGACUCAUCUGGUAGCGCCGAUCGGUUGCUGCUCGGGCGGUGCACCGCUGUCUGACGCGUACCUGUCGCUGGACGUGACCAGUGCUGGGCUGACGGUGAACUGGGUGGGCGCGGGCGCCCGGCUCCGGAGCAGACUGUCCACCGAUACUGCGGCCAUGCUGGCCGGUGACCUGCAACAGCUGAGCGCCACGCUCAAACACCUGGUGGCCGUGGUCGAUAGGUCGGUGCACAGAGUGCCGCUCGAUCGGAUACCGUACCCUUGUUAUGGAUGUCAGGACCGGAUGUGCCAGUCGCCAACGCAACAGACUUCCUUUGUCGACGACAACGAUGACCGCGCAAAGGCUGCCGUGCAGCAGCAACAGCAUAACAACGGCGGUAGUGUGUACGAUGACGCCGAUAACUCUAUACCACACAUCGACUCUGACCCAGAGGACUCAUCGACCCAAGAAAAAUCCUAUCCGUCGGUUGACAACGAUGGCAUAACAGCGAUGAUACACCAACAAAAACAGUCACAACAAUCCGUCAGAGUACCAAAGUCCAUUUGUGACCUAUCGGAAGACAUUCUCACAUCGGGAAUACAAUUUCCAGGAGCCGUGGACCGACAGGGUAAUGCAAUAAUAUUAUGGGUCGAAGGACAGUCUGGGCAUAGUUCGGAAACCAUGUCAGACGUUAACGCAGCAGAGCUUAUUUUGUACUAUGCAUCUUUGAGAAACAGAAACGAAAGGAACUCAUCGUUGACCAUUUUGGUGCACGAGAACAGCUGCACUAGCAUAGAAUUCGUUGAUUGUGUACUGGAACUGAUAAAGCAUCAAGUUUCCGUGGACAAAGUAAUUUUUUGCACGAAGCGACACGCAGAAGGAAACCGACUAAAAUACAGCCAAAUUCGGUGUUACGCCGUCAAUUCAUACAACGGGCUUUUAGAGUUCUUUGAAGACAGUCAGAUUCCGUCGGCAUGUGGUGGGCCAUACACACACAGCCAACUUGAAUGGAUUGAUUUCUAUAAGGAGUUGGAGAGAUUGACUUAUUUGAGCCAGACUGCCGGAAAUCGGCUCGUGACAGCCAUUGCGGACAUGGGAAACGUGCAACAAGAACGCAAUGCAAUAUCCAAAUUCUUGGACGACUCAGAUAUUAAAAAUUUACUUCAAAACGCUAGACAGAGCAUGGAAAUACUUGUACAACAUGCGCGCUGGUUGAACGAAGAUAGAUUUGUGAUGUCGAGUUUCGAAGAUGUAAAGAAGUUUCACAGUGAAGUAGAGGGUGCCGCAGUGCGGUUGGAAGAAUUGCUAUUGCAAAAGAAAAAAAAAAUAAUGCAAGCAGCUAGAGUUAACGCUUUGGAAGUCGAAACUCACGAGGUUCUCUCGUGGCUGACCAACAAAGGAGAACACGCGUUGGUUCAACAUGCCGAUUUGGCCAACAGUCUGCCGGCCAUCCGGCAACAAGAACAAGACUUUGAAAAAUUUUACUUCGUCUCCAUGCAAAAUCUCGAUAAAGCCGGAGAUUUGUUGGAAGAAGCAGGCCAAUGCAGCAAUGGGACCAGUCUAAAAGAUCUGGCCAAAUCUCUAAAGCAGCAUUUAAGAGGUUUUAGUGAUCGACUUGAAGAGACUCGUGAGAGACUCGAAGAUACAUCACGCUGUUUUUACUUACUCGAUAAGGCUUACGAUUGGGCUUUAGAAUGUAUGAAGUACAUAUCUGAAAAGCACGACACACGUAACGUUAAAGAACUGCGAAAAUACUUAAUGGCACAUCCAUCUCCUACUGCUCAACACUUCUCGGAGAUGAUGAUGUUGGCCAACAAGCUUAACAAUGAUAAACUAAUCAAACAGUGCAAGGUGGCUAUGGUAAGAUGCGAAGAGACCAACGACCAACUGAAGCACUUGUUGGGUCCUGAAACAUUCCCGACUAGUACUCCCCUGCCAUCCAGAAGGACGUCCGCACCAGAGCACCAUACAACAAAUGGUAACUCGACGGCAGACAACCACCAUUGUGGUUGGGUAGGCGCUACGGAAGAAAACUUUUAUUGCGAGACAGACCGGCUCGCGCUCAGUCAUAUCCCGUCUGCCAAUUGGACUUACAAUGAUGAAGAAGACGAGGAAAAACUGAGCUGCUCUCACACGACCGAAGGGAGUGAUGAAAAUAAGAGUAAUGAAGAAAGCGACGACACUAAUUGUCCCGAUCUCGGUUGCAGCAAAAAUCAAAGUUUACCGCCUUUGUCCGUCAACAGUCAUCUGCACCACAUGUCCAACUUACAGUUGAACAUGGAUUGCGGCACACAGACGCUUAAGUUACAAAAAACCGUCAAGCUGAUCAUGAGAGAAAUGAUACAGACCGAGCGGGAUUAUGUCAAGUCACUAGAAUACGUCAUAGAAAACUACGUUCCGAUGUUGCUCAAUGAAAACAUACCACAAGCCCUGCGCGGCCAGCGCAACGUGAUUUUCGGUAACAUCGAAAAGAUCUACGAGUUCCACAGCCAACACUUCCUCAAAGAGCUGGAAAGACACGAAAACUGUCCAUUGCAAGUGGGAGAAUCUUUUCUAAAACACGAAAAGAAAUUUUAUUUGUACGCGUUAUACAACAAGAACAAACCAAAUUCGGAUUCGCUGAUGUCCGAGUAUGGUUCUGCAUUCUUUAAGGCAAAACAAUUAGAACUCCGCGACCGAAUGGACUUGGCCAGUUACUUGUUGAAGCCAGUGCAGAGGAUGGGCAAAUAUGCGCUGUUAUUACAGCAGCUCAUGAAGAUGGCUAAAGGUGACACGGAACACCUACGGCUUGCCGAGAACAUGGUCAGGUUCCAGUUGCGGCACGGCAACGACCUGCUGGCCAUGGACUCGCUCCGGGAGUGCGAUGUCAACCUUAAGGAGCAGGGCCGACUUUUGCGGCAGAACGAGUUCCUCGUGUGGCAGGGCAAAGGCAAGAAGUGCCUGCGACAAGUAUUUCUGUUCGAGGAGCUGAUACUGUUUAGCAAGGCCAGACGAUUCCCCGACCAAACGAAUCUGGACUUGUACGUGUACAAGAACAGUAUAAAAACCAGUGACAUCGGGUUCACCGCCAAAGUCGGCGAUAGCAACACGAAAUUUGAAAUAUGGUUCCGAAAACGCAAACCGGGCGACACGUACACGUUGGUGUCCAUGUCCGAGGACAUCAAACAGGCGUGGACCGAUGAGCUGUCCAACUUGUUGUGGAAACAGGCGCUACGAAACAGAGAGGUUAGGCUGGCGGAAAUGUCUUCUAUGGGAAUUGGCAACAAACCCUGUUUGGACAUCCGGCCGAGUGCGGAUCAAAUCAACGAUCGAUCCAUCACGUUCGCGCAGCUCAGUAAAACUGCCCCAAGGUUCCGCAACUCGAUAGUGGCGUUGCCCUCGGACCUGGAUUCGAUCGCCAAACGUCCGCACUCGAUCAUAUCGGUGAGCAGCAGCAGCGCGGGCAGCAGCAACAGCAGCAGUGGCAGCAGCAGCAGCAGCGGAGCGAGCUGUCGGAGUAGCGAGGGCGCCCGGCAGACCAGUCAGUGUUCCAGCCAGUCGACCGAGAGCGGCAUCGUGGCCGACUGGUACAGCCGGAACAGUCACUCGGGCAGCGUGGCCUCGGACACGCUGUCGUCUCCGGCCGCGGCCAACAACAACAACAACAACAACAACAACAACAGCAGCAGCAGCACCAGCAGCGGCGGCGGCAACGGCAAAGGUUCGACGGUCAAGUCGUCCGGCGCCGCGACCACGGCCGCAGCCGCCACGUCAAACUCUACUGCCGCCGCCUCCACACGGCUAUCGGUCAAACUGUAGACAGACAGACGGGCGGACAGAAGACAGACAGACAGACAGACAUAUGUAGACAGACAGACUCUUACUAUAUCAUAAUGUUAUGAUUAUUAUUAUAUUACGUGCAAACAUUAUUGUAAUAUUAUCGUUGUGCAUCGAUGCUCGUCGGCCUUUGCGACUUAGUCGUCGACACGACCGUGUCUUAUAUUAUGUAUUAUAAUAUUAUAAUAAUAUUAUUAUAUAGGUUUUUUUUUUUUUUUUUUUAACGUAUUCCCAAAGGAAAUCAAUAGUUAC